CAUUUCAAGGAAGUGUGCUAAACUUUUAGAUCCUUCUCACCCAAAAAAAAGAAAGAAGGAAAAAUAGAGAAAAAGAAAAGGAUUUACAUUAGAGAAAGGGAUAAUCAUGGAUCAACUAAAAUUUGUGGUGGAAGCCUCUGAGGCUGAGUCCAUUACCCACAAACUUGGCCUACCUUCUGUCCACCACCUCCUCCCUGUCUUGGUUCAACCCGCACAGACCCUUGCCCGCCCACCCAUCUCCAACUACCACGUCGCCGCUGUUGGCCUCGGCUCCGAUGGCCGUGUAUUCCUCGGUGUUAACCUUGAAUUUCCUGGCCUACCCCUUCAUCACUCUGUUCACGCCGAGCAGUUUCUCAUCACUAACCUUGCUGUCCACCGCUGCCCCCGCCUCGUUGCAUUCGCUGUCUCCGCCGCCCCCUGUGGCCACUGCCGACAGUUUCUUCAAGAACUCCGAAACCCUUCCGAUCUCCAAAUCCACAUCACAUCUCAACACCAAAACAAUCCCGAUGUCACAUUCGAACCUUUGCGUGAAAUUCUCCCAAACCCAUUUGGUCCAUUCGAUCUCCUUGAUGACGAAACUCCUUUACUCCUCGAGCGACAUAACAACGGUUUAAUCCUGUCGUAUGAGAUUAAUCACGAUGGAGAUCUAUGCAAUGGGUUUUCAGAUGACGAUUUGAAAUCGGGAAAUCUGAGUAAUGGGUUUUAUAAAUUGACAGAAACAGAGAGUACCCUUUUAAGGAUUGCAGCUUUGGAAGGUGCUAACGAUUCACACGCACCUUACAGUGGGUGUCCAUCAGGGGUAGCAAUUAUGGAUUAUGAAGGGAAGAUUUAUAGAGGUUCUUAUGUGGAAUCUGCUGCUUAUAAUCCAAGUUUAGGGCCGGUGCAGGCGGCAUUGGUGGCUUUUGUGGCUGAAGGAGGUGGUGGGUAUGAACGAAUUGUGGCGGCGGCUUUGGUGGAGAAGGAAGGCGCAAAGGUAAGGCAAGAGGACACUGCUAGGAUCUUUCUGAAAUUGGUUUCUCCUAAAUGUGACUUGAAGGUUUUCCACUGCUGUGUUGCUGAAAAUGGAUGUAAAAAGGAUUGAAGAUUGAUCUGAAUUUAACCAAUAUUUGUUCAUUCUGCAAUUGCAAGUUGUCUUGUAAAAAUAUCCACUUUGAUUAUAAUCAAUGAAAUGAAUAAAACAUAU
Messenger RNA from Solanum verrucosum, 1183 nucleotides. Its product is annotated as cytidine deaminase 1-like. Lineage: Eukaryota; Viridiplantae; Streptophyta; Magnoliopsida; Solanales; Solanaceae. The record is from RefSeq and is a predicted model, not a curated record. Gene Ontology annotation, cellular component: cytosol. The transcript has a single exon. Gene Ontology annotation, molecular function: zinc ion binding; cytidine deaminase activity. Bases 107 to 1081 code for a protein of 324 amino acids.